Messenger RNA from Mizuhopecten yessoensis (Yesso scallop), 6943 nucleotides. RefSeq names its product ceramide glucosyltransferase-like. Lineage: Eukaryota; Metazoa; Mollusca; Bivalvia; Pectinida; Pectinidae. Gene Ontology annotation, cellular component: membrane. The transcript is spliced from 9 exons. Gene Ontology annotation, biological process: glucosylceramide biosynthetic process. The record is from RefSeq and is a predicted model, not a curated record. Gene Ontology annotation, molecular function: ceramide glucosyltransferase activity. Bases 128 to 1321 code for a protein of 397 amino acids.
GUUUGUAAAGAGGCAUGAGAUGCUAGUUAUCUUUCAAGCGUCUGCAACGGAUGUGAAGCCGCGCCCGUAGAAGGAAUUGUGGGACAAUAAAUGACCGGCUGAUGCUGAACAGCCAGAGAGAUGGAAGAUGGAAACUGUCGAUUACACUUUAUUGGGACUUACAACAUUUAUAUUUGCAGCAUGGAUUUUUAACUGGUCUUUACAUAUCGUAUCACUAAUUUACGGGAGAUGGAAAUUCAACAGGAAAUUGACUCCUGCGGUCCCUUUGGAGGAGCUCCCCGGUGUCUCCAUCAUCAAGCCGCUGUUGGGAGUUGAUCCACAUCUAUUUGAAAACUUAGAGUCCUAUUUUAACAUUAAAUACCCUCAAUAUGAGCUCCUAUUUUGUAUUCAAGAUGAAAUGGAUGCUGCCAUCAUGAUCGUCCAAAGUCUUCUAAAAAAAUAUCCAAAUAUUGACGCCAAAGUAUUUGUAGGAGGAAAACCUGUGGGCAUUAACCCCAAAAUUAACAACAUGAUAUCGGGCUACAAGGCAGCUAAAUACGACCUGGUACUCAUAAGUGACAGCGCCAUCUACAUCUCGGAGGAUGCAGUGCUAGACAUGGUUUUAACACUGACAGAAAACACGGGCCUAGUCCAUCAGAUGCCGUACGCCUGCACAAGAAAGGGAUUCGCGUCACACAUGGAGAAGAUCUUCUUUGGAACCCAGCAUGCCAAAAUGUACCUGGUGGCCAACCUGUUGGGGAUUAACUGUGCUACAGGGAUGUCAUCUCUGAUGAGGAAGGAGGUGAUUGAUGAGGCUGGAGGACUUUCACACUACUCACAGUAUCUUGCAGAAGACUUCUUCUUUGCAGAGACAUUCCUCAAAAAGGGAUGGAAAAUUAGAAUUUCACACCAAACAGCAAAACAGAAUUCAGGAUCAUACUCAGUGUCAUAUUUAUAUAACCGAUUGACAAGGUGGGCCAAGCUGCGUACAGCCAUGAUUCCGUCACUGAUAUUCUGGGAGCCGGUAUCCCAGUGUCUCGUGCUGGGCGUCAUGAAUGCUCUGUCCAUGGCCUACCUUUUCAAUUGGACAGCCUCUGUCAUCUUCUUAGUGCACUGUUUGAUUUGGUUCCUGCUCGACUACAUACUUAUCAAGAUUUUAGAGGAUGGACCUCUUCCUUUCUCCAAAUUUGAAUUCCUGGUCGGUUGGAUAAUGAAUGAGGUUUCCUAUUUGUGCGUGAUAGUUCGCUCCCACUGGGACUCCACCAUUGUCUGGAGGACAAAACGUUUCCGUCUCCGCUGGGGUGGUAUCGUAGAGGAACUCCACACGAAACAAACAGUGUAGCACAAGGGAAAUAACUCUAGAUUCUAUUCAUCCAAAACCAUGUUUCAAUUAAAUACAAUUGAAGGGAGCUUCCAGAUAACAGCAGGUUAUAUUACCAUGGAAACAGAGAUCAUCUUCAUCAGUUGUACCAUUGCAUUAUCACCAUGUUAGUAAGUUAGAGAAUUGUGCUGUACCCAGACAUAUCAAUAUCAUCUCAAGUAUAGGUCUGCUGAUUGGCUGACAGCACAACCAUGGCAACAUUGUCAGUGACUGUACCCUGAUCACACCCCCAAAUAAUCAUGGACUGGUCCACUGCUGGAAUGGUGGAUUGCUUCUGGAUUUGAUCAGAUGUCCUGUUGACAAGGCGGACAACUCUCAGUCACACGAAUGGGUGUUGUCAUACACAUCAGCAAAGUACUUCGAGAUCUUGGAGAACAGACUUAAAAACUCCCAUCAUGAGAUUACGUUAUUUUGAUAACAGUUAGGAACCAUGUAGAAAAGAUUACUCAAUGCAAUUCAUUGGUCACUCAUUAAAAUGUUAACCUGAAACAGUCACAGAGAAGUGAAGAGUUCCUGGGCAUGAAUCUUAUUCACCGGCAAUCAUAUCAGAUAGACCUAAUACUGAAAAGCCAUUUUGAAUAGUGUAACAAUUAUCAGAUAGUGUUUUGUAAAAUGUGCAUGAUCUGGCUACAUUCUAUGUUCUUUUAUUUUACAAAAGCCAGCACUCAACAUAAAUUCACCAACUUUUUUAAGACGCUUGCUUAAAAUGUAUCAUCAUUCGUUUAAAUCUUGACCAGUAUAAACUUUCACACCAUUCCUAUUUUAUUUUCCAUAGAUGUUAACGUAAGUGAGUGCUUGGAUGUGAAGUCUGUCUCUACUGCUAUGUUAAUUCUGGUUCAGUGGGGUAACUAUAUUUAUUUUUGACUUGUUGAGAAGGAGGCUUGUCUGGUUCUGUGCGAUGAGUACAGUGAACAGUUGUUUUUGACUUCGUGAGAUGGGAGCUUGUCCGCUGUGUGGACUUGUUCGAUUGUUAAGUGUGUUUUUAAGUGAUUGUUAUAUGUUUUAAAGGUGCUGAAAUGAGUAUACGUUGUAUGUACAUGCCAGAAAGAUACUUUUAAGUGAUAUUAACUUCAACAUGAUUUUUUAAAAGAAUUUGCUUACAAUUUCAAGGUGCAAUCUUUAUGUUGUCCUCUAUGUAGAGUUUCUUGCCAGAUAGAGAUUUGUUUAGUUGUAUCAGAUCAUUGUGUAACACCUCUAGUCUUGCCGUCUUUAUGCCAAUAUUGUCAAACGUUGUUCAUUGAUGAGCUUCCCCGAUAUGUCAGGGUAAGUUAAGUUUCAAAACAAAUUACUUCCAAAAUAAAUUUUACAAUGUAAUAAUGUAUGCAUAUAUAUUGAUUACUGAUAAAAAACUUUACACAUUUUAGUAAUUUUUAAUAAUUUUCAAGGUUUUUUUACACCUGUUUUAAUCAAUAGUUUUAGUAAAGAACAAUCAUUGUAACUUGAAUAGACUUCAAAAUGUUGUUACAUAUAAUUUCCUUUCUGUUCCUUAACCUUAUUUCUUCACUUUUUAAUAAUGAGUAUUUUUGCGUGUACUAACAUUAUUUCUCUUGUUAAUAUUGACCAUCUCUAAAAUAAAACUACAGGAAAAGGUUGUACAUGUACUCUCUUUAGAAGUUAAGAUUUUUUAGAUGAUUUGACCAUUAUUGUGAUAAAAAACCUAAUAUUGUACAAUGAUGACGGUUGCUAGGUAAUGCUUCCUAAAUGAUCAUGAUAAUAACAUUGAAAUUUUGACACCCAUUUUCCACUGGAUACAAUUCCUCACUGGAAAUGAAUUUUUAUCCACAGGAUAUUAACUUUCUUUAAAACUUCAUUAUCCACUGAAAAUUUAGUUUUAUCCACAGGGUAUAAAUUGUUAUUCACUGGAUAUGAACUGUAACCAACAGGAUAUUAGCUGCUAUCCACUGAAUAUAACCACUUACCUCUUGAUAUUACCUGUCCAUAGUCACUGGAUAUAACAAUUAUUCAAUGAAUUUAAGUGUAUCCACUGGAUAUGAACUGUAACUAACUGGAUAUUAGCUGCUAUAUACUGACUAUAGCCAUUAUCCUUUUGAUAUUAACUGCCCAUAGUCACUGGAUAUAACAAUUAUCCACUGAAUUUAAGAUUUUUAUCCACUGGAUAUGAACUGUUAUUUACUGGAUAAAACUGUUAUCAACUGAAUAUAACCAUUGUCCACUUGAAAUUAACUGUCCAUAGUCACUGGAUAUAACAAUUAUCCACUGAAUUUAAGAUUUUUAUCCACUGGAUAUGAACUGUUAUUUACUUGAUAAAACUGUUAUUUACUGGAUAAAACUGUUAUCAACUGAAUAUAGCCAUUGUCCACUUGAUAUUAACUGUCCAUAGUCACUGGAUAUAACUAUUAUUCAAUGAAUUUAAGUGUAUCCAUUGGAUAUAACAGCUAUCCACUGGAUAUUAAUUGUUAUUCAAUGGAUAUGAACUGUAAUUUCCUGAAUAUAUCCACUGGAUAGGACCAUUAUCCUCUGGUCAGAUGUGUUUCACGUCAGUAGAUGUAGUACUCUUACUAUCAUGUUCUGUAUUUAGAUUUGUACACAAUCACAGAUUAACCAAUGCUUAACGUGAGCCAAGUGAGAAGGAAAUAGUCGCAUGUUUACUUUUUAUUAGACAAAAGUCUGUCUAGAACUAUCUGUCAGAAACAAAUCUGGAAUGGUUUGGCAGACAAAAGUCUGUCUAGAACUAUCUUUCAGAAACAAAUCUGGAAUGGUUUGUCAGACAAAAGUCGGUCUAGAACUAUCUGUCAGAAACAAAUCUGGAAUGGUUUGUCAGACAAAAGUCUGAAACAGUUUGUCAGAAUCCCUUUGGAUCAAGCAUAUUUACUUUUAACUCAUUCACCUCCGAAAGACACAUUUGAACUCGUCCAAUUCAAAGGUUGGAAUAGCUCAUUAUGCAAUUUCAGGGAUGAAUGAGUAAAGAUAAAUAAUUAUUAGAUAUAAAUGAUACAUCUAUUAUUACCAUGGAAACGAUAUGUAUAUGAUCUGUGUAUCCAACUCAUCUACAACAAGUAGUGUAACACAAGAGGUUUUUCUAUAACAAUCAUUUAUCAAAUAAAUAUAUAUAUAUAUAUAUCAGCACUGAAAUACAUGACAGUUUUUCCAUCAAAUGUUUUAAAGAAUCUCAUAUUUAUUUACUUUAGAACAGCAUUAUAAAGAAUCCUAUUACUCAGUACGUGAACCUAUUUUAGAGACAACAUGAACGUGUUUAAGUAUUAACUAUUUAAACCUCCCUAUGUUAAACUAUGUCUUCUCCCUAUUAUCACAGAUAUUAUAAGUUAUUUUGUGUCAUAUAUUUCUAUUGUUAAACAUCCUUCCUGUCAUUGCUAUUAUUUCCAGAUUAGAGAUAGUUGAACCAGCUAAUACUGUAUCCGACAGUCUUGAUGCUAGCUACAAGGUUACCUCCCUUUGCUGUAGAAAUGUGUUUGAAAGGCAAUUGAACAAAUGUUAUUGAUAUUUGUUUCAAUUUUCUAUGACACAUCUAUUAUAUAUAGUUGUUAAUUGCUGGCUAAAUUAUCCAGAUAUUAAAUGAUGUAUGACACAUUUAGAAAAUAGUACAAUAUAUAUAACACAUAUACACUGUUAGAAUUGUUAUAUACAAUGUACAUUAAUACAUCUCAAGGACUUAAAGAUACCUGAUAUAUAAAAUCGCUUCCAAAUGAACAGUUGAUAACAUUUUACUGAGAGAGAGGUAAUCUUUAGUUCUCCACACCAUAUAUGUGAUAUAUAAAUGUAUCUAUGGUUCAAAUUAUCAAGCAUGUGCACGGAAUUCCAUGCGUAGAUCUUCCCUUGUACUGGAUGUCUAUGAUUGUGAUCAAUUUAUGUCUUGUAGAACUCCACACAGACCAGCCUGCUGACAUUAUGGACAAGGACUUUAUAUUAGUGCAGUAUUUGUUUUAAUCACUAUUCUCAAAACUGCAUAUAACAUAUUCUUGUUGAUGGAAUCAGUAGGAGAUGUUCUAUAUGGUCUUGGUGCUAGAUUUCAUCACGUUAUUAUGUUGUGUAUUUGAGAUUGACUUUUUUUAUACGUCAUUGAUUGGGAUAUUUUUAUACUUUAGGUCAUUCCCUGGUUUGAUUUUGUUCAUGUGUAGAAAGUAAAGGCUGUCCCCACUGUCACUGCAUGACUUGUUACCAUAGUAACGAUGAUUAGUGGCAGAUGCCAUUUUGUACUAGGUUGCAUGUAUGAAUGUAUUUGUUUGAUCCCGUUACUUGUGCUGUGGUAGUGAUGUAGCAGCUCAUUUAGCUCUGUAAUUGAUGUGCCUUCGUACUUUCUUUAAUACACAAAAUAGAUUAACAGGAGGAUUUCAAACACCGAUGUCUAACCUUACAUGAAGAUGUGUCUGGGAUGAGAGAUUCAUUCUUCGUCCUACAGUGAUGUGUAGUCAAUGACGUGUUGCUCCCCUGUCAGAUCUUGUGUAUGCAGACUUUUGAGUUUCUUAGACAUUUAGAAGUAUAAGUUUCCUUAGUAUUGGAUUUGAAUUAAAAAUUGUCCAGAAAUCAUAAAAAUGAAAUAAUUUAUCAUCUCAUAAGCUCAUAAUAGCCUGAAUAAUACUCUCUUUGAUUUUGGGCAUCUUAAAAAAUUGUUUUCAAAAAUGCUUGCAACAUGAUAAUGAAACAAAAGUUGAAAGUACAAGGACAGUGACAUCUGUAUCCCCCAGAUGUUUGAUGAUAUAACAUUGUGGAGUGCGUCUCGUUACCGUAGUUACAGUAAUUGAUGUACUACCUACCUCCAGCAACCCCUUCCCUGUUGACUAACCAGUCCAGAUGUAGUUGUGCCAAUAAUACUUGUAUCAUAAUACAAUCUCCACGACACAAAUCUUUUUUUUUUCAUUUUUAAACAUUUUCAAGUUUUUACCAGUACUUAGUACAUUCAAGGAUGGUUUGUUUGUUUUAUUUUCUUCCCCUAAAGUUGAUUUUAAAUCAUAGGUCAUAGGUCAUAAAACCUCUUUUGAAACAUCCAUGUAAGGUUGAUCUUUUAUUUUUUAACUUUCAGUUAUAAACAGUCAUCAUGACUUAGUAUUGGUGUAACUGGUUUAUGUACACACUGUUGUAUGAAUGUGUGGAUUUGUAUGAAAUAUAAUUGAUAUAUUGUACACACAGUUUACACUUUGUACGUAAUUGCCGAAUUGCAAUGAAGGAUUUGACAACAGUUACAUGAUUUUCAAUCUAACAAAACCAUAAUGAUAUAGAUGUACCAAUUUUUGACAUCCUGAAAUCGUUCAAGAUUUGCACCGUUUAUGAAAACACAGCUUUUGUUCAUUUUGUAAUGCUGUCACAAAACUAAACCUGAACAAUUUCUCUCGGUGUUAUUAAAUAUAAUUUUCAUCUGUUGUUAAUGCUCUCCAUUCCUAGUGUUGAAGAGCUCAAAAGACAGCUAAUCAAUUUUGGAUAUAGAUUUCCGGUGGUUUUCUCCAAUUCAAUGUCAUAUAAAGAUGUUUUUUGGUGUGUACAGUAGUUAAUUGGAAAACAGGAUUUUUAUUAUAAAACCCCUGUGCUUUGUUUGAUUUGAAAUUGCCACAGAGAUUUUGACCUACACUUUAAAGCUGAAAUGUACUGCUAAUAUAUCCUGGGGGGGGG